Messenger RNA from Aquila chrysaetos chrysaetos, 6194 nucleotides. RefSeq names its product amyloid beta precursor protein binding family A member 1 (gene APBA1). Gene Ontology annotation, cellular component: dendritic spine; plasma membrane; cytoplasm. The record is from RefSeq and is a predicted model, not a curated record. Gene Ontology annotation, biological process: chemical synaptic transmission. NCBI's taxonomy places the organism in Eukaryota, Metazoa, Chordata, Aves, Accipitriformes, Accipitridae. The transcript has 13 exons. Gene Ontology annotation, molecular function: protein binding; amyloid-beta binding. The coding region runs from base 205 to 2676 and encodes 823 amino acids.
CGGCGGCGGCGGCAGGAGGAGGAGGAGGAGGAAGAUGGUGGCAGCGGGAGGAACGGCUGGCUGCCGGGCUUUCCGCCCUGCGCUGCGCUGCCACCCGCGCCGGAGCCGCCCUGCCUGCUGAGGAGGAGGCGGCGGCGCGGACCCGCACCAGCUGUGAUAGACAAAAUGUCAAUAGAAUAAGUGACCUACCCACCAGAACUUGCCAUGAACCAUUUGGUUGGACCGCCUGAGGGGGAGGUAAGUGAAGAGCCAGCAAAAGGAGCAGUGAACGAGUCAGUGGAGGCUGACCUGGAGCACUCAGAGGUGGAAGAGGAACAGAGGUAUGCAACUCGCUACUCAAGGCAUACAAACAGCAGCCAAGGGGGCCUGUCUGGGCAGGAGGAGGAAGGCAUGUUAGCUCGGUCAGCCAGCACUGAGAGUGGUUUCCACAAUCACACGGAUACUGCAGAAGGGGAUGUGAUAGCCACAGUGGAGGACAGUUAUGACACAGAGAGAGUUCAGGAACAUGAGGAUGAGAGCGCAUAUGCGGUGCAGUACAGGCCUGAGUCUGAGGAGUACACGGAGAAUGCUGAGGCUGAGCAUGGCGAGGCCAUUCAUAAUCGAACAUUGCCCAAUCACUUACAUUUCCAUUCCAUUGAACACGAGGAAGCCAUGAAUGCAGCCUACUCAGGUUAUGUCUACACACAUCGGCUCUUCCACCGAGGAGAAGAUGAACAGUAUGCUGAGCCUUAUGCCGACUACGGACUGCAGGAACAUGUGUAUGAGGAGAUAGGAGAUACACCAGACCUCGAUGUUAGGGAGGGGAUCCAACAGUAUGAGCGGGAAAGGGAGGAAGAUGACAAUUACCGCAAGGAGGCACUUGGUGCCCGCCUUCACCAUUAUGAUGAACGGUCUGAUGGAGAGUCUGACAGCCCUGAGAAGGAGGCAGAGUUUGCACCCUACCCAAGAAUGGAUAGUUACGAACAAGAGGAGGACAUUGAUCAGAUUGUAGCAGAGGUGAAGCAGAGCAUGAGCUCCCAGAGCUUAGACAAGGCAGCUGAAGACAUGCCAGAGGCAGAGCAGAGUUUGGAGCAUGGUCAUGCUCUUGCCGGUGGUGGGCAUGAAAGUAAUGGCCAGCUCCCAGCUGGUUCUCGAGUUACAUCCAGCUCAGGAGAAUCUGUACAGAGGUACAGCAAGGAAAAGAGAGAUGCAAUUUCACUGGCCAUCAAGGAUAUUAAAGAGGCUAUUGAGGAAGUGAAGACAAGGACCAUCCGUUCUCCUUAUACCCCUGAUGAACCUAAGGAGCCUAUCUGGGUCAUGAGGCAGGACAUCAGUCCAACCAGGGACUCUGACGACCAGAGGCCACUAGAUGGAGAUUCUCCAUCUCCAGAUUCCUCUUCACCUCGGGGUGCUGAAUCGUCAAGUAGGCAACAUCACCAGGAUGUCUGCAGUACAGCAGAGGCCACCACUAAUAAAGAGUCCAGAAAAAGCUUGGCUUCAUUUCCAACCUAUGUUGAAGUUCCUGGACCUUGUGAUCCUGAAGACUUAAUCGAUGGAAUAAUUUUUGCUGCCAAUUACCUUGGCUCGACUCAACUCCUUUCUGACAAAACUCCCUCCAAGAAUGUGAGAAUGAUGCAGGCUCAGGAAGCUGUCAGCAGGAUCAAGAUGGCCCAGAAAUUAGCCAAAAGCAGGAAGAAGGCUCCAGAAGGUGAAUCUCAACCCAUGACUGAAGUGGACCUCUUCAUUUCUACACAGAGAAUAAAAGUACUGAAUGCAGACACACAGGAAACCAUGAUGGAUCAUCCCCUGCGGACCAUUUCUUACAUUGCAGAUAUAGGAAAUAUAGUUGUUUUGAUGGCUCGUAGACGAAUGCCACGGUCUAACUCCCAGGAUAAUGUAGAAGCAUCUCACCCUUCCCAAGAUGGAAAGAGACAGUACAAAAUGAUUUGCCAUGUCUUUGAGUCUGAGGAUGCACAGCUGAUUGCACAGUCCAUAGGUCAAGCAUUUAGUGUGGCCUACCAAGAAUUUCUGAGGGCAAAUGGAAUCAACCCAGAAGACCUUAGCCAGAAGGAAUAUAGUGACUUGCUCAAUACCCAGGACAUGUACAAUGAUGAUCUGAUUCACUUCUCCAAAUCUGAAAACUGCAAAGAUGUUUACAUUGAAAAGCAAAAGGGAGAAAUCCUAGGUGUAGUAAUUGUGGAGUCUGGCUGGGGAUCCAUUUUGCCUACAGUUAUCAUAGCCAACAUGAUGCAUGGAGGACCAGCAGAGAAGUCUGGGAAACUGAACAUAGGGGACCAGAUCAUGUCAAUCAAUGGGACCAGUUUGGUUGGUUUACCACUCUCAACAUGUCAGAGCAUUAUAAAGGGUUUGAAAAACCAGGCCCGGGUUAAACUGAACAUAGUUAGGUGUCCUCCAGUAACCACAGUCUUGAUCAGGAGACCGGACCUCAGAUAUCAGUUGGGCUUCAGUGUGCAGAAUGGGAUUAUCUGUAGCCUUAUGAGAGGAGGUAUAGCAGAGCGAGGAGGUGUGCGUGUCGGCCAUCGGAUCAUUGAAAUCAAUGGACAGAGUGUUGUAGCAACUCCCCAUGAGAAAAUUGUUCACAUUCUCUCAAAUGCUGUUGGUGAGAUUCAUAUGAAGACUAUGCCAGCUGCCAUGUACAGGCUGUUGACUGCGCAAGAGCAACCAGUUUACAUCUAAAGCCGACACCUCACCGUCACAAUGUGCAUGGAGGAUGUUUUUCCUCACCAGUGCUUGUCUCUCUAGUGCUGCAUUUCUGUGUCUGAAGAGACAUUUCUUUCUCUCUCUCUCUCCUUCACAGACACAAACAUGUUGUCUUUCUCUCCUCCCUCCCUUUUUCCUCUUCUCCCUACCAUUUUCCUGUAUUUUGGGAAGGGGCAAAAUACAUCUAUGGGACUAUUUCAGUUGCAUCUUUUUACAAGUGAAACGUCAUGCACUUCCACAUGCAAAACAGGAAAAUAACAGCAGCUUUAUUCACAGCAGGACUGACAGAGAAGAUUGACUCUGCUUCAUGCUGCAUAACCAGUUUUAUUUUUGUAGCUGUAAUUUGACAAACUGAGUAAAUUAAAUGUUGCUGAAUGAAAGAUGUCUUUACCAAACAGAUAAAACUAUAGGGUGCAAAGUGUUCUCUUGGAUAUCCUGCAUGUGACUUUGCUUUUCUUGCCCUAUUUUCCCACAGGCACUGAGCUCAGUAUUAAAAGUUUAUGUCUGUAGGGAAAGUAGAAUACCAAAAGGAUAGUUUUGCCCUCAGGAAGAAUUACCUGCUUAUGAAAACUCAGUAAAUGCUGCUGUUGUAAAAUGGUCUGUCCAAAUACACACCUUUUAAUUCCCCUCUGUCAUCAGUUCUUCAUGGUAGUAGGACCCCAAAAGGUACUCUGUGAGUUGCUGAAACAUGUUACACUUGCAUUACUUACACUAAGUAAUUCGGGAGGCAUUUUUUACAGCUGCCUCCCCCUCUCUGCCCCAGGUUUCUAAUUCUUUGUUUUCUUCUACUUUGUUUUUAAAUGCAACAUGUCUUUUAUAGUCCCUUUCCUGUUUUAGAGGUUAAAGGAGGGGGGGAAGAUCUUUAAAUAUCUACAAGAGAAAUAGCGAGGGGCUUUCCUGAAUAGCUACACUUUUUCUAGGCUCUUUAUUCUGAAUUUGGUGCACACAGCCAUGUGUGCUGAUGUAUAUAGACAUUUUUAAAAUUGUGCUUGCUAUUUAUGAAGUUUGAAUAUAAGAGAUCUGCAGACUAUUCUAAGUAAUUUUGUUCUCUGAGCCAGUUUUAACAUAUAUUUUUGUCCAAAGACCUGUCUAAUUUUAUUGAUUUUCUCUUUAGUUCAUGAUAUAGAUAACAGUGGGAGGGAUGAGGUGGGAAUAAACUUAUUUAUUUUGUUAUGUAAUUUAACUUGUGAUUUUUUUCCAUAUCUAUGGCACUUAAAGGAGAUACGCGUGUACUAUAUGCACUUGUAUGAAGAUGAUAAACUGUAGGGAUGUAUGAAAUCUAGGAUUUGAUUGGCCUCUAACUUGCAUGCUAGACACAGAAGGGGAAAAAGGGGCUGGGUUGGUUGGGGUUUUUUUAAGGGGUGGGGUGGGCGGGAGAAGCAGUGGUUUUUCUUCCUAGUGAGAGGAAAAUUCUCCAUUCUCUGUAGUUACUUUUUAUCAGGACUGUAUACUGGUGUUUAUGCUGAAAUUGAACCAUGCAUUUAGUGCAGGCUAAUACAUUGGUUUCUUUUAAAGAAACAGUUUUUGCUGUGUUUUACUGUGAUAGAAAGGCUCAGUGAGAUCAAAACAAGAGCAGGCCACACACAGCCACUCACUACUUCUGCUUUGCAAAUGUGCUGUUGGUCAUAGUCACUUGUUUCUCAAUUAUUGUGGGGUGGACUGUGCAAUGUAAGUGUUGUUUGCAGUCCCAUAAUGAUACCUAGACAUUACUACGGAGAUUCAUGGAAGUGGAUGUGUGUGUGUGUACAUGCAUAUGCACACUUGGUGCAAACACUGCUGAGAGCCAUUCAGCUCUCUUACCAGAGGUCCAUUUUUGGCUUUCAGAAAUCAUGGAUAUCCAUGGGCUGAUCAGAGGUAGAGAAUAAACUUUGUAUUUCAGUGGGCAGUAAAUACAUAAGGGAGAUAAUGAAGUGGUGCAUAAACUAUUGUAGUAAGUGAAUAUGUUUUAGUGUUGAGAUUAAUGUAUGAUGACUUGAUUUUACUUGUUGUUAUAUAAUUUAAUCCAAAUCUCCACAAUAGCAGAUUGCACAAGAGAGCGGUUUUAGUAUUCCAGGUUAGUACUUACCUCUGCUACCUGACUGAUGCAACUAGAUAGUGAAUGACUUGUGGGUAUAUUGUUUAACUGUAGACAUCUGGUUUAUGAUAAUUUGAACUUUUUUCCAGAACUUUCCAUAUAUAUAGUAAUAUAUGUAAAUAUGCUAUAUAACCAUGUACAAUUUAGAAGAUUAUAUACAGUGCAGCCUUUCCAUAAGUUGCCUGAGGAAACUUGGUGAACUCUUGAAGACACAGUUAUCAUGCUUCUGGUUCCUGCUAUGUUUACAUCUUCAGCUUCACUUGUUUCUGUGGUUCUGGCCGGCUCAUGUGGUGGGGUCUUUAACUCACUUCACUGGGAAAUGAUGAUGACCUGAACAUGCAAAUGUAUUUAGAGAUGAAACAACUGUUUCUUUGAAAAUCUUGCAGCCAAGAUUCUGUGAAGUUAUGGCACUUGAGUGCUUGAACAGUUUAUGGUAAAUAUGUGCUUACCAUUAAGCAAGUGAAUGCUCAUAGGAUCAGAGUCUAGCAGAAAAUCUCAGUUUUUCCAAUUACAGUGUGUGCGUAAGAUUUCCAAACUGGGAGGUCCAUAGAAUGUGCACACUUCCGAUAACAGUCUUGUAAACAAUACCAUUUUACUUUGUAAAGGGAGUUUCAAGAAAAAGGAGCUUGAAAGGGCAAGCUGGCAGUUCUCUAGACUGUUGCAGCAGUUAGUUAGAUUAGAUAUGUGAUUUUUUAACAGAUUCAAAGGAACAAACUGCUGGUUUACAUUCCUUCUUCAGUGACAAGCCUGAAUUCUUUUUCAUCCUUGCUGCUUCAUACAGUCUAAUUAACUCUUCAGUGUUUACAUUAAGGAUGAAACAUCCCUUAUAUUCUUUUUAUUGGCAAGUUUCACACGUUUGUUUUGAAUCUUUUUUGAAUUUGAGACUCAGUUGGGAUUUCCAGGUUUGCUUGCUUUCCUUGUUUUCUAAAUGAAAUGUGUUUCUGAAGACAGCAAUGUGGAUGAGAUCUCUUGUACAUAUUUAGCGCAGUACCUAGACUAUGAAGUUGUACUAUUGUUCUGUAAAGAGGGUGAAUAGAAAUAAUUGUAAAGCGUUGGGAAAAGUAUAGUAUUGUAUUUGUAACAAUAUUGUUCUUUGUAAACAUUUAAUGAUCUCUAUAUAUAAAUAUAAAUAUAUAUAUAAAUAUAUGUGAGCCUGGAAUGUUGAUACUGCACAUCUACUGAAUGUAAUUCCUCUGAUGUUUUUUGCCACAGGUCUCUAACCUCUGUAAUGAAGCUGCAGUGGUUUGAUUUGGGUGGGGGGCCGGGGGGGAGAGGAGUGGGCUUUUUGGUUUGGGUGGGGCAGGGUGGGGGGUUUCUGGCCAGCUGUUCUGUUGUGAUGUAUUUACUGUGCUACAUUCCUUUAUUUAACAGAGCGCUAAUGUCUGUAAGAUUUGCAACAAUAAAAUACAAAACAAAAAUA